AUGGCGGCCGGGGGUCUCCUGCAGGAGCUGUGCGAGGAAGCCUCUUGCUCCGUCUGCCUGGACUUCUUCAGGGACCCGGUGACCAUUGCGGAGUGCGGCCACAACUUCUGCCGCGCCUGCCUGACCCGCAGCUGGGGGGCGUCUAGGGCAGAGGCUUCCUGCCCCCAAUGCAGAGGGAGAAUGCAGGAGGGGAGCCUCCGGCCAAACAAGCAUCUGGCCAACUUUGUCCAAAUAGCCAAAAAAUUCACCCUUCAGGAGGGAAAGGAGGCAGGGAGAGUUUGCCAGAAGCACCAGGAGCCGCUGAAGCUCUUCUGCAAGGACGAUGAAGCCCUCAUCUGUGUGGUCUGUGACCGAUCCAAGGAGCACAGAAAUCAUGAAACCCUUCCUCUUGAGGAGGCCUCCCAGGAGUACAAGAAGCAAACCACAGGAGAGAAGCAAGAGACGGUAGCCAAGUUCAGGCAACUACACUCAUUUCUGGAGGAACAAGAGAAACUUCUUCUGGCCCAGAUGGAAGAGGUGGAGAAGGAGGUGGCAAGAAACAGGGUCCAGCACCUGGUCAAACUCUCUGAGGCUCUUUCCUCUCUGGACAACCUCAUCCAGGAGAUGGAGGAGAAGAGUCAGCAGCCGGCCAGUGAACUCCUGCAGGAUGCCAGAUGCACCUUGCAGAGGUAUGAAGAAAAGGAGGAGUUUGAGGAUCCAGUGGCUUUUCCUCUUGCACAGAAGUGGUGCAUCUGGGACUUGUCUGAUCUAAAUCUCUUUUUGGAGAGCAUCAAGAAGCAAUUCGAAGACACUCUGGAUUCUGGAUUUUACUUGCAGAAAGCAUGUGUGACUCUGGAUCCAGACACGGCCCAUCCCGGACUCCUCCUGUCUGAGAACUGGAAAAGCGUGAGAGAUGGAGAAAAAGCUCAAGCUCUGCUGGACGAUCCUGAGAGAUUUUCCACAUAUACUGCUGUGCUGGGCUGUGAGAGAUUCACAGCAGGCCGCCAUUUCUGGGAAGUCCUUGUGGGAAGUGAGGAAAGAUGGGCUGUGGGGGUGGCCAGAGAGUCUGUGAGGAGGAAGGGAAGGAUCACCUUUGGUCCCGAGAGAGGGAUCUGGGCUGUGGGGAAGUGGUGUGGGCACUACAGGGCUUCCAUAAAAGGACAAUACCAUCCCCUGUCCCUGACCAGGGAGCCCAAGAGGAUUCGAGUCUGCCUGAACUACGCUGGGGGCCGAGUGGCCUUUUUCGACGCUGACCGAGGAGCCCUGAUCCACGAGUUCUCCGGAGCCUCCUUCUCUGGAGAGACCCUCCUGCCCUUCUUUUGGGUGAAUUCAAAAGCCCACCUCAAGCUCUCUUCUUCUUAA
Messenger RNA from Euleptes europaea (tarantolino), 1341 nucleotides. RefSeq names its product zinc finger protein RFP-like. The coding region runs from base 1 to 1341 and encodes 446 amino acids. NCBI's taxonomy places the organism in Eukaryota, Metazoa, Chordata, Lepidosauria, Squamata, Sphaerodactylidae. The record is from RefSeq and is a predicted model, not a curated record. The transcript has 7 exons. Gene Ontology annotation, molecular function: protein binding; zinc ion binding.